AUGUUUCGAUUCGCUCAAAGGACGGCAUCGACCGACAAUGUCGAGCCUACAGCUCAAUCGAUACCUGACCGGCCGGAGGAGCUGUACGCCACUCUCGGCAGAGUGAUUCCGGGAACACCACCAAGUCGGGCGUGCCGGCCCGAGACCGCCGAGUUUGCGCGCUUCACCAGGCAGCAGGCACGGCCGCUCUGGAACAGGGCCGUAGUUCGUAUGGAGGCGAGCCUCCCGCUUGAGGGCUUUGCUACCCUGGCCGAGACGGACCCCAUCAGAUACAUGCGCCUCUUUCAUACCUUGGCAAUCCUCUUUUAUGAGAGGGAAUGUGCCGGAAAAAGCCUGGCAAGGUAUGGAGUGUCGGCCUCGAGGAUCAUGAUGGCCACAUCCUCCAGCCAGCGUCCUACAGAACGCGCUUCCGAGGUUCUGGGGUGGUCAGCUACGCAAUCGGCGCAUUCGCUCGCCAGGCGGCUCAAGCCGACUGAGCUCAGGGACAUACUUGAGCAUCUCCUUUCUGUUGAUUAUGGUGUCGAACGGCCGGGCAGUCUGGAUCGUCUUGGCGAAAAUAGCUCGAGGAGCUUCGCUUAUGUCGCGGCGCUCCUCUUUGAGUUCAUCGAGCUCUGCGACCACGCAAAGCCCUCGCUCAACGAUUUUAUGAGCAUUCAAAGCGCCUGUGAUACCAUCCACAUCUGGGCACAGGCGUCUCGACUCAACGCAACAGACUUGACAAUGAUUCUGUUGAAUUUUCACCUCUGCUCCAACUUGGUCACGCCGGAGUAUAAGCGCAUCGGGGAGCAAAUCGUGCCGGUAGACGUUUCCCUGGCCCCGGGCUCGCUGGUCUUGAUUCACGACCAUGGCAAAUCCUCCCGCCAUGGGCUGACCACAUAUUCGGGCUGCCUGGGUCGAUUGGUCGACGCAAUCAAGUACGAUUCGGGGCAUGGCUUUGUUCCCGGCGCGCGGGAACUACUUCUUCGCAAGCUUUCCGUCGACUUGAACGACAUGAUCCCGUCCAUGGUCUUCGACGGCCAGCGACACGAUGCCAUGCUGGGAAUAUCGACAGAGCUUGCCAGGAUGCACAGCAUAGCGCCCCUCGCUCUGGACCAGGUUUACCCACUGCCGGUACCAGAACCAGAUGCCGCACCCAGCAUACUGGACAACCUUGGCGAUGGGAUUGCUGGAGUCGCGCUGAGCUAUUUAAGUGGCAAUUCAAAGCAGAAGAAAACCAGUGACGAAAGCCAGAAGACUUCGUCAGUAGCCGGCAAGACAAGUGACCAGCAGGGUCGCCACGAGGUGAAGACUGUUCAAGCUGCGUAUCAGGCUUGCACCGCUGCCUUAGAAAGGGUUGCUGAGCGUGUUGCCUUGGCGCGCGGACGGUGGAUGUUGAAGGAACGGGGUAAGCAGAGGCAGAAGCAAGCAGAGGAGCCCACGAGCAAGUUGGGAAAAGAGAGUCUUCAGCUGCAAAAACGAGAACCAUGUGCCAGAGGGAACAGGGAAGCUGAGGAACUAAUGAGAUGGCAACUGAUUUACAAAAAGGAGGUUGAAUAUGAAGACUCUAUUGAGAUGGAUCCAGAAGAUCAUAUGGCCGAAGAUCCGGAUCAAGUGCAGGCAAGUGCCUCAGCCGUAGAAGCUAGAUGCGCAAAGAAGAAACAUAAAGAUGGUGAUGGAGGUAACGGCAACGACGAAGAAGAGGAGGAAGACAGGGAACAAAGCGAUAGCGAGGAUUGGGAGGCGGUAACUUAG
Molecule: messenger RNA, 1731 nt
Organism: Pyricularia pennisetigena
Lineage: Eukaryota; Fungi; Ascomycota; Sordariomycetes; Magnaporthales; Pyriculariaceae
Exons: 1
Coding region: 1-1731 (576 amino acids)
Source: RefSeq, a predicted model, not a curated record